Messenger RNA from Drosophila kikkawai, 4672 nucleotides. RefSeq lists its product as uncharacterized. The record is from RefSeq and is a predicted model, not a curated record. NCBI's taxonomy places the organism in Eukaryota, Metazoa, Arthropoda, Insecta, Diptera, Drosophilidae.
CUGUUCAAAACUCCAUAUAACUUUUUUAUGAUUUUUGUGGGGGCAAUAAAAUAAUUGCAACUAUUGGAGACCAUAGAAUAGAAGCAGCAGGUGGAUCUUUUCCACCAGGAAUCGAAGUCCACAUCCUCGCUCUUCAAGGCUGCUAUGAGUUUUGCCGCAGGGAGCACAGGGAUACCCAGCCGUUGGCAAUGAAAAGUUCGACGGAUAAGUGCUGCUGCUUCUGCUGACAAAAGAACACAUUUCGGCCUAUGUGUGCGCACAACACUUACUUGUUGUUUGCUUAGACCACGACUGGAAGAACAGCCAUGGAAAGCUUGGAGAAUGAGCAGCAGCAGGAGGAGCUGCGCCACCAGCCUCGGGUCACCGCGGUGUCUUACAGUGGCAGUGUGUCCACAAAUCCGGCCAGCCACGAUACGCAUUCCCAGUAUUCCUUGUACUACGAUCAGCCGCGCGACUCGCUGUCCGACAGCUACAUGCUUAUGACUCCGUUCCCAUCCGGCCAGGAGCCCCAUUCAACGCCCCCGCCAUCGUUCACUGCCCUUGUUGCUCCGCGCCGCGGCGAGGUGGCUAGCUCCGGGUUUGAGGCCGCGGUUGGGCGUUGCGACAAGUGUAGCUCCUUGAGCGAACUGUGCCGCUGCCCAUCCCUGUCGCUGGCCAGCAGCAGUCGUUUUGCUGACUCUACCCAGAGUCUGGCCCAGGAAGAGCCGCAGUAUUUUGAGCUGCCCUCUUCCUCCACGGCGUUGGCUACUCAACCACUCGCUGUCAACGCUGUUCCACAGCGUCCCAGGCGAAAGAAGACUGAAACCCUGACGCUGCAGCGAGACGCUGACAUUGCCGGUGACGAUGUUGUGACCUCCAUCAGUGGCACUUGGCCGGCGGGUGCCAUGGAGGAGCAUGCCAUGGACGCCUCUGCGGUGGUGGUGUAUGAGCUGCCUUCCAGUUCGCAGCUGCAGCUGAGCAACAGCUCCUUCGAGACCCUGACAAGUGCGGCGAAUGUGUACGAUGAUGUGACCUCCAGUGCCUCGGACACGGAGCACGUGCAGUUCGCAAAUACGCGCACCACCAAUACCACAACGACCACCUCGGCCGUGCAGGCCCACAAGAAGAAGGCCAACCGCUCCAGCGAUGCCUCCAACUCGUCCUCUUCGGGAGGCGUCGAUGUGGAUACCAGGCCCAGUACCAGUGCCCAGGCGAGGCGUCAGCGUGUGGAUAAUUUCUCCUAUCGCAGAACGAGAGCCAUGGAGCCGGAGAAUGAGAGCAGCGACGAUGGUUGGGACCUGCGUAUGCAUAAUCCUGCACCGCCGGCGGAGCCCGCUGUAACGAUCAUUCGGAGCAGUAGUGGCGGUUCCCGCGACUUGGAGGUCGGCCAUGGGGAUCACAACUACUACAAUAGUCGCCGGCGGCAUAUGUGUGGGGCAAGGGCUCCACCGGACAGCACCUAUAUGUCGGCAGCCUCUUGCUCCACGGCCACGCACACGACCUGCAGUGUGGAUUAUGGCUCUCAGAUGCGUCAGAGAUCCGUGGAUGAAGGCGAUCCCUCUACCACCUCGGAGCAGGGACAAGAAAGGGAGCAGCAGGUGGGUCAGCUACUUGGAGGAAAGGAGGAGCAGCAGCAGGAGCUACAGCCUGGAGCUCAAGCCACGUGCAGCAUGCAGAACACGCGGGGUAAUCCUGGCCUAGUGGUGGGUCGUGUACGUCCCAGAGACGAUGCAGCUCCGCCUACCAAACAGCCGCGCUUGGAGCUCCCAGAAAGAUCGCCGCCCAACUCAUCUACGAAGCUGUCACCACUGAAAUACAAUUCCUUUCAGCCGGGAAAGAGCAGGCAUCGCACCUAUGCAGAUCAGGGAAGCAGUUCCAGUCAACAGAGCUUGGGUCAGACUGCCAACGGAUCCUGUGUCAUAACCUACGUGGGCCGGCCGAGGGAGAGGCACUCCUCUACGGAACUCCUCAAUCUUCCGUCCACUUCCGCGGGCAGGCGCAGCGAUGCGGCGGUGCUGACUGCUCCGGACUUGCAGCUGGAUGACUGGUCGUCGGACUCGAAUGAUGAUGAUGACGAUGUGGUCUUUGUGCACUCCACAAGAGAACCCAUACUCUCGAUUGAUCUGACCUCCGAUGACGACGGCCUGGCGAACGAAACGCAAGUGAAUCGGGAGAGGGAAAGGGAGAGGGAACUGGAGAGGGAAACGGAAACGAACAGGGAACGUAACUUGGAACGGGAUCGGGAUCAGGAUGAGCUGUUACUGAGUCGCCAGCAGACGCUUGAUGACCGGCGGCCUAUCUUCAACUAUGCCUACUCCCUGCCCACCUAUGCCCGCCGCUCAGAUCGAAGGACGGAGGUCAACAAUGAUGGCACCUCAGCCUUCGCCUUUUACAGCGGGGCUCUGGCUGAACGGGCUCCCAUCACGGAUCACAACUACAGCUACGAGCUGGACCAGCUGAUGGACCCCAACUCUGCUCACUUUUACCCACCGCGCUGCUCCAGCAUGGAUCCGCAGCGUUACUUCCAGCCGAUUGCAGAGUCUCCUCUAUGGUUGCUACCAGCGCCUCCGCCCCCUCCGCCGCCAGAGAAUUCUUCAGCCGAGGCCUACAGUCGUCUGCCUCAAAGAGCAGCGACUGGUGCUGCAGUAGCCACAUCGAGCAGCAGCUCCUCCAGCGGCCAGACAUCCUCACAGUCAUCGCGGCGGAGGCGCAGCAGUCCGGCGAACAUGUAUCACCGCUAUCAUCCUUACUAUGUGCCCCACUACGCCAUCACGCCCCUGCCCACUGUGAUGGAAGCAGUGUACUCCCCAAGCCUGCAGCCCAGUGCUCAUUCCUUGCCGCAUCCCCACUACCAGGGCGGUCAAGGCGGAAGCAGCCGAAGUUCGUUAAGCGGAGCUUUGAACGCUGCUGCCGUGGCAGCGACGGCUGCAGCAGCUCAGGUGCAGUCCUUCAGCGAGCUACUCUCAAGGGCGCACAAUGAAGGAGCUGGAGGAGGAUUGGAGGAUGAGAUGCGCGCAGUUUCGCAGCCCAUGGUGCACCAACAACAGCAGCAGCAGCAGCAGCAACAGCUCCAGCAACAUCAGCGGCAAUCCAUCAUUCCACCACCUCCAGGAGCCGCAGUCACCCUUGGAGCCUCAGUAUCACCGCCACCGCCGCUGGAAAUGUACUCUGGCCGGAGUACCAUUCCGUACUGCGGUUCCCCGCCAUUCAGCGUGCGAAGAUCGGAGGCGGCGUACAGCAAUCGGCAGCACUAUCAACCACAGCCGCAUCAGGGCCACCAGGCGCCACAGAACCAAAUGCAUGCCCACAUCCAUCCGCCUCACAGGGCCAGUGCCAUUGUGGCCACCUCGCUGACACCGGCUCCCCCUUAUCCGGUGCAUCAGAACCUAUGGUAUCGCCAGCAGAGCAUGCAGGAGAUGCAUCGCCGCCACAUGACACCCACACCCAUCGAUCUCUCGUCGAAUGCCCCUCUGCUGACGAGCAGUCUGCGCAAUGGCUACCUGCACAGUAUUUGCAACUGUGUACAUGCCAGGAAUGGUCCUGUGUCCAGCCUAGAUCCCGCCUAUUAUCCGCCUUAUGAUGCGGCAGCAGCAGCAGCUGCUGCUCCUCCACCGCCGCCGCCGCCUCAGCAAGCUGUAGCACCUUCCAGCAGCAGCAGCAGUCCAGCAGCGACAUCACAUGCAGGUGGCGGCGGUCCUCAGCCACCGGGUUUCAGGCACGGGCAGCCACAGGCCCAACAAUCGCCGCCUGUUAUGCAGCAUUUGCAGCGUCAGCGGGCGAUCCACCAUCACAUGUUCCAUCACCACUACUCGCCGCUGCAUCUGGAAAUCGGGCUAGCCACGCCCCUGUCCCUAGGAUCUCGCAUCCUUAUUGGACCACCGCGCCCGAAUCGUGGGGCCACUUUGGAAACCAUCGAAAGGAAUACCUUGCCGCACAAGUAUAGACGUGUGCGGCGGCCCAGCGAGUCGGACGAGGAUGCGGAAAAGUGUGCCAUCUGCUUGACCCUCUUCGAGAUCGAAAACGAUGUGCGCCGCCUGCCCUGCAUGCAUCUCUUCCACACGGAUUGCGUGGAUCAAUGGCUGGUUACCAACAAGCACUGCCCCAUUUGUCGUGUAGACAUCGAGACGCACAUGGCCAACGAUGCGCUGGCGCCUAGCUCCAGCGGCGUGACCGAUGCAGCCGCCAAUACUGCCGCCUUAUGACAUUGUGUGCAUGGCAUCUUUAUGUAAAAGCAAAUCCAAAUCCAAAUCCCUUAGACUGACUUUGUGGCGGCAACAGAUCCAAGAAGUGUUUGACCCACCCUUGAAAAUAUCAAAAAGCCAAGUCUGUUUGGCUCAAUUCUAAUAUCUAUUUUAUGAUAAGUGAUCCGGCAUAUAAUUUCCUAUAUAUAAUAUGAAUAUGUGUGCGUGUACAAAUUGUGUCCAUGUUUUGUGAAACAAAAUUCUUGUGAUAAGAAUUUCAUAAAUCCGUAUUUGUUAUAGUAUUUGUAGAACUUGAUUAUAAUUUGGCCCAACCUUGUUGUUAUAUUUUUAAUUAACCCGCGAAAUACAUAAGACUUCCCUAUAUUCCCUAAUGCAUUAUUCCAAAUGCAUUUUCUCAAUUAAAACUAAUGUUUUAAUACAUUUUCUUUAUUAAAAUCAUUGAUUUUAUUAUUUAACAAAAUAAAAUAUCUACCAACUAUUGCUCAUCUCAA